Messenger RNA from Eurytemora carolleeae, 1294 nucleotides. Its product is annotated as phospholipase B1, membrane-associated. Lineage: Eukaryota; Metazoa; Arthropoda; Copepoda; Calanoida; Temoridae. Gene Ontology annotation, biological process: phospholipid metabolic process. Gene Ontology annotation, molecular function: glycerophospholipase activity. The coding region runs from base 6 to 1193 and encodes 395 amino acids. The transcript is spliced from 17 exons. The record is from RefSeq and is a predicted model, not a curated record.
UUGUUAUGCCGGCGUUCGCUGGAAUGGAAGACUUUUUAAAGUUUUUUAAAAAGGCUUACACUGUAAGUCAGAGUUUUCCUUCUGGUGACGGAUUCAACACGUUAGAUCAGCUAGUCCGAAUCCAGGACGGUAUUCCUGCAGAAUACAGGUUUCCUUGUCAUACAUCGCACAGGAACUUUUAUUACGGUCAACCUACAGAUGUCAGAUUUAUUGGUCCGCGGAACAUUGCUGUGGUUGGCGCUAUUGGAGAUUCGGUUUUAGCUGGAACCGGUUCUCUGGCUAGAAGUCCUCUGGAAGCUUACACACGAUAUCCUGAACAAUCUUUUGCUAUAGGAGGAGGGAAAACAUGGAGGGAAUACCUAACCAUACCAAAUAUACUUAGAGAAUAUAAUCCAAACCUACAGGGUUACUCUACAGGAUCAUUUGGAGGCACUGGGCUUAACUUUGCAAAACCAGGAGCUAUGGCCAAGAAUAUGAAAUAUCAAGCCAAGAAAUUGAUGGAGGAAAUGAUCAGCUCUAAAAAUAUCAGCUUUAAGGAAGACUGGAAGCUUGUGUUUGUGCAUGUGGGUGCUAAUGAUCUAUGCAAGUAUUCGUGUGUAUCCUCUUCCCCUUCUGUGGAUAGUUUUAUUUCUUCUUUAGCCUCAGCUGUGGAUAUCCUGUAUUCAGCUCCUAGGAUAAUCAUUAUUAUUCUGUCUAUACCAGAUGUAAGUGGAGUUCAGGCUGCUCUUCAGCGACCUCUUGUCUGCCAGAAGAUUAUGCCUGUACUUUGCCCUUGUGUUGCUGGAGCAGAUGCUUUACCUAGGAACCAGUUCUUACAGAAGCUUAGUGAGUAUAGGACAAGCAUGGAGGCCCUCUCCACCUCGGCAAGGUAUAGAGAGAGAGAAGAUGCAGCAGUAAUAUUUAUAAAAACACCAGAAUAUCUUCAAAUCCCGAAGGAUAAAAGCUUGAAGGUGCAGUUACAUCCUUUCAAGAAUACUAAUCUAUUCCCAGACCUUGCUUACUUAGCUCCCGAUUGUUUUCAUCCCAGUCAAAAACUCAAUGCUUUAGCUGCAGGGAUGGUUUGGGAAGAACUUUUCACUGGAACCCCUGGUAAACAACCAACAGGUUCUGAAGAUGGGUUAGGAACCGGACAACAUCUGUUUUGUCCGUCAGCUGAGCAGCCAUACUUCAAGGUCAAGCAGAAGCAGGAGUAGCGGGAGUAGCAGGAGUAGCAUGGCGGAUGGUGUUAAAUCAUAAAUAUUUUGUUAACUGAUUUUGUUAUAUUUUCUUAUAUUUAAUAAAUUAUUGAACAAUU